CCCUAAACUGAACCAAUCCAUCCCACCCAACAGACGAAACCACGCGACGCUCCGCCAACGCCUUCUCUCAUCAUUCCAUCACCGACCGAGCGAUCGUCCAUCAUUCCCUUCACGAACGAGCGAACCAACUCGCUUCCGCUGCGUCCUCCAAGCGAUCGAUCAGUUGAGGAUUUCGAGUUUAUCCACAGUGGAGAACUUGCAAAAUGAGAUUGAAGAAAGGGACUAGAGUUGAGGUAUUGAACACAGAAGAGGGUUCAAUUGGAGUCUGGUGCACUGCAGAGAUAAUAUCUGGAAAUGGGCGAAAUUACUAUGUUAAGUACAAUCUGAAUUCAGGGUCCGAUGAGGUCAAAGUGGAGAGAGUACCCAGAAAGGCUAUCAGGCCUUGUCCACCUCAUGUUCAAGCCAUUGAUGAUUGGGUUCCAGGUGAUCUAGUUGAGGUUUAUCACAAUCAAUCUUGGAGAGCAGCUAUGAUCAUGGAUGUCAACAAUAGAAAUAACUACACUGUGCGGCUACUCGGAUAUGCUGUGGAGCUCUGUUGCCAUAAACUUCAGCUCAGGAUUCGGCAAGUAUGGGAAGACGGCAAGUGGUUUGUCCUUGGAAAGGGCACUCGGAGUUGCUCUACUGAGAGAAAGAGGCUUGCUGGGUCACAUGUCAGAAAUUCCUGCUUCUCAGAUGAGAAAAAUAGCGCAGUUCCUAUCCCUCACGUGCUACCAAAAGAAGCGACCAAGCGGAAAUCACCUUUAACUUCAUCUGCUGUUGAAGCACAUCAUGUAGGGCCUCAGAAAAGAAAAGUGAAUGAGAAAGAUGUUGGUGACUGGCAGAUUCAUCCCGAGAAUCCAUAUCUUAGAUUGGGAAGGAUGGAUGCCAGAAAGAAAUCAUUGGGAGAGAAUAACUUGCUUUCUUUCUCUAGAAUUGAAAGAACCGGCUUUCUUAAUACGGAUAUUGGAGGGAGAAGUGAUAGUUCUCAACUGAGGACAUCAACAACAAUAGAUGCUGAGAGUUGCACAUCAUCUGUUGGUAGCUGUAGCGCUAACGAUAGUGAUCUGCCAUGUAGCUUCACGGAUCACCGCAAUCCAGAGAAUGCAGAUGAAUCUUCUGAUGCUGAAUCAUCUUGUGUAAGCAAAUACAAGGAAAAAGCGAUUCCCCGACAUGUGAAAGAAAAUUCGCCCAGAAGAUCACAUAGUUCAGAAUUGCAGGCCUAUAGUCACGCCAUUCAAGCAUUAUUUGCUUCUGGGCCUUUUAGUUGGGAAGAAGAAACAAAUAUGUCAAAUCUUCGCCGGUCACUCCACAUUUCAGAUGAUGAACAUUUGACACUAGAACUCUUGUGGUCAUCUUCGAAUCAUCUGGCAGACUUAAAGUUUACUAUGAUGGGCAGAUGAUGGUUCCCAAGCAGAUCUCAUGGCCAUGGUCAGAGGUCUAUUCUCUUUUUACCAGAGCCCCGAGAUUAUGGGGGUAGAUCUUGGAGAUGGUGCAUCUCUUCAGGUAGAUUGCGGAUAGCAUCUGCCAGGUUUCUGUAUUAACAUUUCUUAUGCUACCUGUCUACUACAAUUACAAAGUCAUGACUAAUCCAUAAUCUGCUAAGUGAUAUCUGGAGAUCUCCAAUCCGUAACGUGCUACGUGAUAUCUGGAGGUUUUAAAUUUACUCUUCGUUAAUUGCAAUUUACUAAUCCAUAGUAUUAGGUUAGUUUGAGAAGUCAGUGAAGAGUGCACCCUGAAUGAACAAGACGAGCAGCUUUCCAGUGUUUUUCAUUUUUAUUUGCUUGAACUCAAGUAGUUUUGCAUUGGUCGGUAUAGCUACUAAGCAGCUAUGCUGUAAUAGAUCAGUUCAAUCUUUGAACGAUCAUUUUCCCGUAUAAGUGAAUGCCUUGCCACAGACUUUGUUGUAAAUUUGACUGCUGAGCAUGAGCAGACAGUUCCAUUUAAAGGCUCAGCUCUGAUGGAUCUGAGCAGGGAGGAGAUUUUGAAGUGCCAUUGAUAGAUCAUGGAUCAUAUGCAGUUCCUGCUUCUGUUUGCUCGUCACUAUGGUAAUUGGCACAAAAUUCACCAUCUGAGGUAUUUUGAGAUUCUCUUUUUUCUUUUGCUGAAUGCAAGGGUUAAAGAACAAUUGUUGGAAGAGUUUGUUUUAAUUAAACCAUGUCGCUAAAUGGUCUAAUUUUAAAGUUGUCGAUGAGUCUGUUGGAAACCAUGACUUCUACCUAAUUAGGCAUUUUUUUUGUUUUUCCUUUUCUCAAAGAAUCCCUGAGGUUUUUAUA
This is a messenger RNA of Punica granatum (pomegranate), 2252 nucleotides long. The record is from RefSeq and is a predicted model, not a curated record. Lineage: Eukaryota; Viridiplantae; Streptophyta; Magnoliopsida; Myrtales; Lythraceae.